AGUGCACACAUCUCAAAAUUCCCAAAUUUGAAAAACACAAGGAAAUGUCUGGUGCUCCAGCUUAAUUUUCACCAGAAGAACAGAGGCAAAAGAUCACCUGGAUGGAUAAUUCAGCCCUUCUAGUUUGACAAGAAAGGCCUGAAUCACGAUCGGGGGUUUUAGACAAAACGUCCACUAAAGUUGCCAAAACAUUUCAAAAUUUUUGUCAAAGUGGCUUUAAACUAACAGUUUAGCCCCAAUUUAUUGUAGCCCCAAUCUAGGGUUGUUGGUUUUUGUUUUGUUUUUUGAGUGGUCCCUAAUACAUCUCUCAAAAUUCAAAGUUUGGUUUAAAGAAAAGAAAACCUGGCCCUUUGUGUCAUUCAGACAACUCAGUGCUGGGAAAUCACACUUCAGCCCUUUUCUGGGACAAUCUUUCCUCACCUCCCUUUAUUUUGGGUAGCGUUCUUCCAGAAAGUUUGAUUUGAGUUUGUUAAGUUGGCUGUAUUCCUUGGUGGAGGGAAGGUCCGUCCCUCUUUCUGCACCUUAUUAAGAAGUCGAGAGCCACGCUUGCUAGCAACGGGAGUUGAUAGCAACCCUGCCUUCAGCGGGCAGAACAAGGGGGAACACCCUUGCUUGCCAUUCAGACAACAUUCUUCGGCUCCUUCCUGGAUUUUGCUCCGUAGAGGCAAAGCUUCCUCAAACUCCAUGGCCAAGGGUCCCGAGUACAGCAGCCUCGGCACUUUCCAUGAGCAAGUUCAGUGCCUCACCAAUGAAAAUGUUCAGCUACAAGAUCGAAAUGAAAAGCUCUACAGCAAAGUGGAAGAAUUGCAGGAAAAGCUGGGACAAUUGGCUCUCUCUAAGGCGGACAUGUCCUCCAGACUGAUUUGCAGUGAAGAGGAGAAGCUCAAGAUUUCCAAAGACUUUGUCGAUUUCCAGAUUGAUACCAACAAAAAGAGAGAACAACACGAAGCCGAGAACUUUGAACUGAAGAAUCUGAUCUUGGGCUUGGAGAAUCGUAUUCUGGAGAUUGAGCUCCAUGAUGAGAGGACUACCGGAGAACGGGAUGCUUUGCAGGAACGCCUGCAGACCUUGGAGAAUGACCACAAGGAGCUGGCCAAUGAGUACCUUGCUUUGAAGAGCAACUACCUUGUAUUGGGCAAGGAGCAUGAACAGGAACUCUCUAAGAGUGAAGAACUGAGCAGAGAGUUACUUAACUUGGUUAAGUCCAAGCAGGAGCAUCCACAUCACGUCCAAACCAAGAGCCUUGAGUCCCAGACUGAGGCUGAAGAACCAUCUGCUGAAGUAGAGCGGGUGCAAACCUUGAUCCAUCGCUUUUCUGCCCGCAGAGCCAAGCCCAAAGAUGUGGUGGCAGCUUCAGAACAUGAAGACCAAAAAUUGGAGAAAAGUGUGAGUUUUAAUGGUGCAGUGAUUUCAUUCCCCCAAAUUAUGGAGAUUGACUCAGCCUUCCAUCCUUCCGAGUUGCUCAGAAACCAAGGUCACAUCACUGAAGAGAUGGAAAAAAUGAGAGAAAUGUACAGUUCCCAGCAACAGAAAUUGGAGGAGAGAAUGAUCACCAUGGGCAAAGAAUUGCAGGAGGCCAAGAAAGCAAUUCGGAACACCCAGCAUAAACUGGCAGAAGAGUCGGCGAUCCUGUUGUCCUCUCAUGGGCAGCUUCAAGAGGUUGAAUCCGAAAAUUCCAGGCUACAGUUACAGCUCAAAGAGCUGAACGAGCAAUACCGCUCACACCUUGUUCAGUACAUCACAGAUCUGGCGGAGUACACGGAUAGUAAAUCGUCAGCUGCUACAAAGGAACCCGCUCAAAUGAAGCGUUUUGUGGACAGCAUGCUGAAAGACAUCCGGGCUUCCUACAAAUCUCGGGAGGAACAGCUAGCUAGAGCUGCUCGCGGCUACAAGAAACGCAUGCAGAAUUUGGUCAAGAAGCAUGAGGGCCUACUCGUGGCUUACAGGAUGCAACGUGAACAGAUCCGGUCCCUGGGCUCUCCGGAUCUGGAUCCUGGUCCACCGGAGCACCAUUUUUCCAUCACGGAUGCUGAACUGCUAACCAACACCUCGCAAGAGUUAAAUCGGUUACGGGAAGACAAAGCCAGCCUGGAGGGACAACUCUAUGAGCUACAGAUGAAGGUAAAACUAAGUGAAAAAAUGAUCUCCGGGACAUCUUUUCAUCCUCUGCCUCCCCCUGUCCCUAGUCUGCUGGAGGGAGACGGCUGGGCUGAACUGAGGAAGCAGCUGCGGGAAUUUACCCACGCUACCCAGGUGGAACUGGAAAAGGAGAGAAGCCAGCUGCUGGCCCGGGCAAUGGUAGCAGAAGAGCAGGUUGCUGAACUGCAAGAAUAUGUGGACAAACAUCUGGUGAGAUACAAGCAGGAGAUUGUGAGAAUGCACAAACUCCUAGGAACUGACGGGUCCCGAGAAUUGAGUGCUGGAGCAUCUGCGAUUCCAGUACUUUUGAUGUCCCAAAGGAACCUCAAUAAGGAAGUGUAGUUUUCUUGUCAGAAUCCUUGCAAAUGUUCUCAAGAGGCGCGAGUAACAACUAGGACCCAACAUCUGGUACACAUUUAUCUUCAAGAGAUAUUAGAUUGAAGUCCUCCAUAGUAGCCAUGUGGGUUCCUGGGUGAAAUUUAAGCUUCCAAAAUGUGAACGUUUUGUUCAACGCUACUCCAAAAUUCUGGAAUUUGUCUGUUUAUGAAGAGCUUUUGGAUAUAACACUGUGUAUAUAUACACAGUGUGUGUAUAAGAGGUGAUUAUACAUUCUUGGAAGGGCAUCCUGUGUAAAUGAAACAAAAUCUGUCCGCACUUUAUUUUGACUUAGUAUGGAAACAGAAGAUCACAUAUGAUUCCAUUUGGUCUAUGUUUGAUUUGUUGAUUAAAAACUGUCUAUCGCGAUUUAUAUAAAUAUAAUUUUAGUUUCA
Molecule: messenger RNA, 2909 nt
Organism: Crotalus tigris (Tiger rattlesnake)
Lineage: Eukaryota; Metazoa; Chordata; Lepidosauria; Squamata; Viperidae
Gene: CCDC78
Product: coiled-coil domain containing 78
Exons: 15
Coding region: 685-2481 (598 amino acids)
Cellular component (GO): cytoplasm
Source: RefSeq, a predicted model, not a curated record